GUGUUAUCAAAACUAAUGCCACUGCAGAGAAAACAGAUGAAGAAGAGAAAGAGGACAGAGCCGCCCAGUCCUUACUCAACAAGCUGAUCAGAAGCAACCUUGUCGAUAACACCAACCAAGUGGAAGUCCUGCAGCGAGAUCCAAACUCCCCACUCUACUCGGUGAAGUCCUUCGAGGAGCUUCGGCUGAAACCACAGCUUCUGCAGGGAGUCUAUGCCAUGGGGUUCAAUCGACCAUCCAAGAUACAAGAGAAUGCGUUACCCAUGAUGCUUGCUGAGCCCCCACAGAACCUGAUUGCCCAGUCUCAGUCUGGUACUGGUAAAACAGCUGCCUUCGUCCUGGCCAUGCUCAGCCGAGUGGAACCAGCAGAGAGAUACCCCCAGUGUCUGUGCCUCUCCCCAACAUAUGAGCUGGCGCUUCAGACAGGAAAAGUGAUUGAGCAGAUGGGCAGAUUUCAUCCAGAACUAAAGCUUGCUUAUGCUGUUCGAGGCAAUAAAUGUGAGUAUAAAGGGGCAAGACCUAGGCCGUGAGUUGGGGUGGGUGGUUGGGUAUAUGAAUUUUGAAGAUGAGGUGAUGAGAUUCAACUUUCUAGUUCAGUCUGACCUUGGAGCCCAGUGUUGCCUUUAGCAAAUCACUUAAAUACUUGCUGAUUUGUUAAAAAUUCUCUCCACUCCUAAAAUAAGAUUUUUAGUUGUUAAAAAAAAAAUCCCUGCAUGAGUCAUGGGGUUCUUCCAGUGUGGAGUAUUUCACUGAGGAGCCAGGGUUUGAAUUCAGCACCCAGAGUUCUGGAAGCUGCUUACGAGGGAGGGAUGAGCACUGAAGAUGGUAGGUUGGGUCAGUUCCCUUUCUUUAAAAGCAAAGCACACCUUUAGUAAGAGUAAUCUAAGAGCACGUACAGUUCACUUGCUCUUACCAAAUCAGAAAUCCUUCCACCACUUCUUUUUUCAUGUGUUCUGUAGAAUGUAGAAAAUAUGGGUUAAGAUGGGAGGAGGGGCAGGUAGAAAAUGGGUAAUGGAGAAGUUAUCAGAAUAUAUAAAACUACAAAUCAAUUAGAAAAAAGUAAGCAUUCCAAUAGGAAAAUGGACGAGAGAGGCCCGGUUGAACAGACGCUUCGCAAAAGAAGGAAUUCAGAUGGCCAGUAAACGUGAAAAGAUGAUAAGCUUCAUUAGUCAUCAGGGAAACGUCAACUGAAACCACUGUAUGCCUCUCAGAUGGUAGAAAUGAGGAAGUCUGGCAAAGCAAGUGUUGACCAAGAUGGAGAAGAACUGGAAGGCUCACGUGCUCCAGUGGGGAGUAUACAUUGGCACACUGACGUCCAGAAGCAGUGGGCAUUACCUAGAAAAAUGGAAGAGAGACAUCCCUUCAACCCAGCAGUUUAUAAUCGCCUAGAGCAGCGGUUCUUAAACUUUUUGCUCUCUUACACUCUUAAACAUUAUUGAGGACCCCAAGUACUUACUUUGGAAGAAUAUGAAGAAAAUCUAGCCUUUCUUAUAAUUUUAGAUAUUGUUUUUUUGGAUGCCAUACCAAAACUUAUUAACAAGUGGUAAUUACUUAAAAGUUAGUUGCCAUGUGAUAUCUGAAAUCAUAUUAAUGAAUUCUUCGUACUGUUACAUUAAAAUUCCUUGGUCUCCCUUGCACUUUGAAUGCAUCUUUUGCCCAACUGUGGUUUUCUAACAUCAUAUCUUGGUCAUUUGGAAAAUACUGUUUUAUUGAGUUAUGCUGAUCUUCCAAAUGUUGACAUAUUUCAUAAUAUAAAAUUUUAAAUAGCAUUUAAAAUGCAUUAAUAUCACCGCCAACCCAGAGGAGUUUAUACAUGGAGAAACUCUCAAACCUACAGCAGCACAUAGAAGUGUUCCAAAAUUCUAAUUUUCUCUUAAGCUGAAACAUUAUCAUGACAACAAAUAACAGUCAGUUGUUUUCAUUUAAGUGAUAGGCUCUCUGUUCAUUUUCAAGAAAGUGUAUAUCAAAUUCCCUACUUGAUUUUCUUUCUUCUUCUUUUUUUUUUUGGCCGCACUGUGCGGCUUGUGGGACUUUAGUUCCCCGACCAGGGGUCAAAUUUGGGCCCUCGGCAGUGAGAGCACGGAGUCCUAACCAGUGGACCGCCAGGGAAUUCCUCGUUUGAUUUUCUGUAGUUUGUCUGUCAUUCAACAAACAAAAACGGCUAGUACAGUUACCAUACAAAUAAUCACACAAGGGCUUUUCCUGGAGGAAACCAUCAUGUUUCAGCAUGCAGAAAGAGUACUUUAACCAGAAAUUAUUAGUAUUUUUGUGUGUGUUUGAUGUCUUACACUGAUAGGUGCAGCUAAGUGUACUGUACCAGAAUCUUGAGACAACAUGGAUCUUCUCUAGAUUGUUAUAUAAUAACAGGGGACUUCACUGUGUGAAGGAUUAGUAUAUUAACUAUUUAAUGUAUCAUUUUUUUUAAAGUUCAGUUUAGACUGAUGGGCAGUGGACAGUGAGAACCACAAGGUAUUGAAGAGUUCAUUUAAAACUUUUCCAGUGGAGUUAAUGAAUUCCUGACUGAAGUCCCUUUCUCCUCGAACUUUAAAUUUUUUUUGAAAAUAGGUGACAUUCACAUGUUUCAAAAUUGAAAAGGAUAUAUGGUAGAAACUUUUCUUUUCCCAUACCCUUCAAACACCUGGUUCUGCCUGCCUAAAGGCACCCAGUACUAACCCGUUCCUCACAUGUCCUACCAGAGAUAGUCUGUGUGGCUACAGGCAAGUGAUAAUGUGAUAACGUGUAGGGACUUCCCUGACAGUCCAGUGGUUAAGACUCAGCGCUUCCAUUGCAGGGGGCACGGGUUCAAUCCCUGGUCGGGGAACUAAGAUCCUGCAUCCCUCAUGGCACGGCAAUAGAGAUAGAUGAGAUAGAUAGAUAGAACACUCACACACGCAUGUACAUAUAUUACAUGUAUUCUUUUUUGCCCCUAUUGGUAUACAAAUUGCUCUGCAACCUCUUUUUCACAUUUAAUCAUGUAUUUUGGAGAUUGUUCCACAUCAGUUCCUAAACGGUUUUAUACUUUUGUUGGUGUCAUCCAUUCGGUGCGUCAUAUUUUGCUUAGUUAUGUUUUAACGAAUGCAUAUCCUUGCAUAUAUGUUAUUUCACACAUAUUCAUGUACAUACAGGAUGGAUUCGUAAUAGUGGAAGCACUGGUCAAAGGCUACAUGCAUUAGUAAUUUUGAUAGAUG
Delphinapterus leucas (beluga whale) is the source of this 3188-nucleotide messenger RNA. The record is from RefSeq and is a predicted model, not a curated record. NCBI's taxonomy places the organism in Eukaryota, Metazoa, Chordata, Mammalia, Artiodactyla, Monodontidae.